AUGUCUCUUCGACCGUCAAUAAACCUCACACGGCAAUGUAUCUCCAGGUUAUCUCUCAUACCACGAAGAUCAUACGCCCAGGGCACAAGACAAAAACGACCUCCACCUCCUCCACCAUUCAACACUGUUCCGACAUGUCCAGAGCCAACAUGCGGGUGUGCUGAAGCCCCGAAGAUGCCUGAGGACUUGCCUCUAGAUCGUGAGGGACCUCUCAAAGGUACAAUCGCUGGGUAUGCAGAGCAUGUGCUCGUGUGUACGGGAAAUGCAGACUGGCCGUCGAGGAUAGAAGAUGAUAAUGGCGGUGAUUGUCUCGCUGCGGAUUUGAAAGAGUUAUUUGGUCGGGGUGGAACUUACAGCGAUCCAUUCCAUAAUGUUUCUGUUCUCAACUCUUCAUUUCCAAGCUCUACUUCACCUCGCCCUCAAGUCCAGACAACGUCUGCAUACUUACUGCCAAGCUUCAAAUACAUUCCGUUUCUUCCACGGGUGUCAUUCGACAGUGUAGAAGCUCUAGCCAAGGGAUUCCUACUACCCGAGAAGCUUCACUCCAUGCAUGAUGGUCUCUCGCCCAUACAUCGAGACCGUUUAACGCGCAAGGAGGGUUACCAGGGGCUUUUGCCAGGAGUCCAGGAUGUCCGAGAUGUUCUGGUACUUAUAUGCGGACACACAGGUCGUGAUGCGCGAUGUGGUAUCAUGGCGCCUGUUCUAGCGACCGAGUUCGAGGACAAACUGGAGAAAGAAGGGUUUGAUGUUCUACAAGGACCCGUGCAAGUCAAUCUCAACGACACAGAGAGAAUACAAGGCGAAACCGGCGAGACCAAGCCAUCAGCCAGAAUCGGAUUAAUCAGUCAUAUUGGAGGACAUAAGUUUGCCGGCAAUGUUAUUAUCUAUCUGCCUCCAGACAUGAAGAUGGGCAGUGAGCCGCAUCCUUUGGCUGGUCAUGGGAUAUGGUAUGGGAGGGUCGAUCCUAAGAAUGUGGAGGGGAUUGUGAAGGAGACUGUUUUGAAGGGACAUGUGGUUGCGGAUAUAUUUAGAGGGGGAAUUGAUGCUCAGAGAAAGAUGUUGAGAAUGACUCUCAAAACAUCAUCACCAACCCUAUCAAUCUCAUCAGCCCAACGACAUGCCUCUCACAAACCAGACCUUUCCGCACCUCUCCAAGCGCGCAUAUUUCCCUCUUUGAUAGUCGUUGGAAUCGUUCUCGUCAGCGGUGGAUACUAUCUCCUUACGCCACCUUCUCGACCAGAUACUCUCAACGACAUAAGCUUUGUUCCCUACGCCAUUACAGCCAGAGAGGCAAUCUCACCAACUUCAUUCGUCAUCACAGCUGUGCCACGUACACCAAAUCCUUCUUUGCCUUAUCUCAACCCUUCAGAUAAUAAAUGGAAGAACCCUCUCUGGUCUGUGGAGUUCAAGCAGCCCGAAGUGCAGAUCUCACGGCACUAUACGCCUCUUCCACCGCUAUCUACUGAGAAUCCCACAGAUGGUGCGCUGCGCUUCUAUAUACGCACUGUUGGCGAUGGAGAAAUGUCGAAUUAUCUAGGACGAAGAAGGGUUGGUGAGGAUGUCUUUCUACGCGGUCCUCAUGUAGGCUUUGAGCUCGCUGAGCGAUUAGGCGAACACUCCCGUCUUGUCUUCCUGGCUGGUGGGACGGGUGUCGUGCCUGGUAUUCAAGCAGCAAAGGCCGUGCUGGAAGCGAAUGAGAAGUCCAGUGUUGACUUGCUUUGGGCGGUGAGAAAACGAGAGGAGAUGCAGAACAGCGCCCCUCCACAGCAAUCAUCAUGGAAGUUCUGGCAGGAGAAAAAGCCGACUGGACUGGGCACUGAGGUCAACAACCCUAGCCCGGUGACCAAGCGUUUGCAAGACCUCAAGAUGACCUACGGUGAUCGUUUGAGGAUCCAGGUCGUUGUUGAUGAGGAGGGAACUCGUUUCCAGGAUAAGGACAUCAACAACACUGUUACAACAUCGCCUGGGGCGGUAGCUUCGUUCAAUGCAGGCUGUCGAUUCCAUGACCAGGCGAUGCAUGUUCACGCCUCUGAAUUCGCUCUACCAGAGGGACCUGGAUGUGUCUGCAAACCCUCCGAGGGCACCACGCCUGGGAAGAACUUGUUUAUUGUCUCUGGCCCAGAUGGCUUCAUCGAGCAUUAUGCCGGACCCAAGAUUUGGCUAGGCGGACAGCAGACACAAGGUCCACUCGCAGGAGUAGCUGGUCGCUUGCAAAGGCAAAAUCCUGCUUUGGCUAGAGACUGGUUGGUUCUCAAGAUGUGA
Messenger RNA from Fusarium coffeatum, 2262 nucleotides. RefSeq lists its product as uncharacterized. NCBI's taxonomy places the organism in Eukaryota, Fungi, Ascomycota, Sordariomycetes, Hypocreales, Nectriaceae. The record is from RefSeq and is a predicted model, not a curated record. Gene Ontology annotation, molecular function: oxidoreductase activity. The coding region runs from base 1 to 2262 and encodes 753 amino acids. The transcript has 3 exons.